UCCUAAACCAGCGAUCAGUCACGAAGAACGUGUCUGAAUCUUUCAAUUAUGUGUCGGAAUUUAUUCAGUUUGUAACCGAAGCAUACAUAAUUGCGUUCGCCUUGGACAAAUUUGGCAAGGACGACAUGGAUUAUGACGGGAUAACGACAACUUCUGAGUUGAUGUCCGUUGCAUGCUCUAUUGUGGACACUAUAUGGUCCCCAAUAGAGCUUAAGGAUGUGGAGGAAAAAGACGAAUAUUGUUUUUGUAAACAAAGCAUCGAUGACGAAGAAACUCCUAUGAUAGAGUGUGAGGGGCAAGAUUGCUCAAACGGGAAAUGGUUCCAUUUUGAGUGUGUCGGAAUGAAGGAAGACACUGUACCGGAGGGUAGCUGGUACUGCAGCGCCGAAUGCAGAUCAAAGCUGUCGUCUUAUUGCUACUGCAAACGACAAAUACAAGAUCAACCUAUGGUGGAGUGCUGCCAUAGUUUGUGCGCAAACGGCAGGUGGUUUCAUGCGAAAUGCAUCGGACUUACAGAAGACACGCUGCCCGGGGAAGUGGGGGAGGGGGUCCCGAUUUGA
Messenger RNA from Dreissena polymorpha, 560 nucleotides. RefSeq lists its product as uncharacterized. Lineage: Eukaryota; Metazoa; Mollusca; Bivalvia; Myida; Dreissenidae. The transcript has 3 exons. The record is from RefSeq and is a predicted model, not a curated record. The coding region runs from base 126 to 560 and encodes 144 amino acids.